This is a messenger RNA of Labrus bergylta (ballan wrasse), 1313 nucleotides long. It is a transcript of the gene mfap2, whose product is annotated as microfibril associated protein 2. Gene Ontology annotation, biological process: embryonic eye morphogenesis. Gene Ontology annotation, cellular component: microfibril. Lineage: Eukaryota; Metazoa; Chordata; Actinopteri; Labriformes; Labridae. The record is from RefSeq and is a predicted model, not a curated record.
GAGACUACAGAUGUGGGCUGGUACAAUGUGGCGCUGUGAGGUCCUGCACCACUCAGAGGACGCAUGAGAGCUGAGGAAAGUCGGAGCAGACUGAAUCAAAGUAAGUUUCCAGUCUGUCUACCUCCCAAUAGUGACCAUGAGAGUCCUCCUACUAAUCUGCAUGCCAGUUCUGCUGCUCGCCCAGGCCCAGUACCAGGAACAGUUUCCUUUUUUGGAGGACUAUGGGCCGGAUUAUUUCCCAGAUUCUGAAAAUCCUGAAUCUCCUCCUGGAACCUACCAGCAGCAAGUUCGACUGGAGCCAGUGGUGCGUCCAGAAAAAUCAGAGUCGGAGACGGAGCCCACUGAGCCUGGUCCUCUAGACUGCCGAGAGGAACAGUAUCCCUGCACCAGACUCUACUCUGUUCACAAGCCAUGCAAACAGUGUCUGAACAGCCUCUGCUUCUACAGUUUGCGUCGGGUUUACGUCAUCAACAAGGAGGUCUGUGUGAGGACUGUGUGUGCUCAUGAAGAACUGCUCCGAGCGGACCUGUGUCGUGACCAGUUCUCUCGGUGCGGCGUGGCAGCUUCCAGCGGUCAGUGUGCAUCACUGGGAGGAAGCUGCGGGAAGAGCUGUGGAGGCUGCUGAUUGACUUCAGAGAUCAGGGACAUGACCUGCCCAGAUACUGCCGCUUCCCUUCUACUCAUCCAACCCUCUCACUUUUUCCCCCUCCUUCACCCUCCUUACUUUGCCUUUACUCUUCCUGCAUCAGUCCUGUGCCAAAAGCACUUUUGCAUUUGUACUUUUGUCCUUUUUUUUUUAAUCACUGUCUUCUCUCUUGUAGGCCUACGUCUGCCCAGUAGAUCCUGUGUGUAUGGCUAAAUAUAAUCCAAAGAACAAUGAUGAUUGUAUAAAUCACUGGUGCUAUUAAAUCGUCACACUGGUGCUACUACAGAUGCACAUAAACAUCUUUUUUGAAUUUUUUGGCUUAUUGCACCGCAUUAUUCUCAUGCUUUGAGUUUGAUAUGUUACUGUAGUUGUGUUGUAAAACAAGUCAUUGUCAUUAUGAUGGACUUGUUGAUGGUGCACUGACAUCAGACAAACCUUUUGAAUACCAGUAGCCAGUAAGAUCCCAGGAUUUGUAAAGGAACAGGUGGCGAGUGACCUCAGUUUUGUACUACUGCUACCUGGAUCUGUGCUUCGCAAUCAACUAGCAAUUUUAUAGGAAUAUACUCCAGUGCUUUGAAAAGGCAUCCCACACACAACCCCCGUACUACUGCUUCGUAAAACUGUCACUAUAAAGACUGAGAAAAAAAAAUAAACUUUUUUUUUACUA